Molecule: messenger RNA, 1029 nt
Organism: Caenorhabditis bovis
Lineage: Eukaryota; Metazoa; Nematoda; Chromadorea; Rhabditida; Rhabditidae
Source: the annotation of a GenBank genome assembly
AUGAAGCCCAUCAUUUUCAUACUUUUGUGCGCGAUUGUCGCGAUUUCUGCCGACGACCAAGUUGAAUGCCUUCAAUUGUGCAAUGAGAAAUUCGUUGGUACUGAAGCUCAAAAGAGAUCUUGUUCAUUCGGAUGUAAUGAACGCGGGCCAAUUGCAAAAGGAAUGUUCGGAUUCCGUGUAUGUAUGGAUCGAUGCGAAGCUCAGUAUCCGAAUGCGACGAACGAAGAUGAGCAGACCUCUUGUAAAUUCGCCUGCUCCCUCCCAUUCGAUCAGAAAUUUUCGAUGUCCGUUGAUUUUAAUAGCGAGAAACCACAUCUUCGAAUCGAGAAGGAGACUGGAUCCGGAAUUGCGAGAAUGUUGGGAAAAUCGCCAUCGAGCGUCAGCACCUCGUUGUCUGAUAUCAUCAUUCGCCCGAAGUUCAUUAGCAUGGACGCGGCUAAGUUUGACGAUAUGGAUUUGAACAAGAUCUUCAGCGAAGCCAAUGAGAUUGAUAACGAGAAUGCUCGUGUCAUGUUUGUUAUGGAUCGGCUUAUUAAUAAUGUUAUGCGACAGGUGCACCAUGAUCGCAUGAUGGCUGAAAAACACAUUUUCAGUUCAAGACCAUCUGGUCAUGAUGAGAUUGCUUUCCUUGGGCCACAAGUUGGAAAUUUUAUCGAGAACGAUAAGCCAAUCAUCACUUCGUUUGAGUUUGUCACUGCCAAGCCGAAGAGCUUUUACUCAUACGGACCACACUCGCUUCGUUGGCUUGUGCUCACAUUCUCGGUUCUCUUCUUGGCUAUCUCAAUUCUCUGCGUUGUCAUCUUCUUCUGCCGCUCGGGAGCUGAGGAAUAUGUCAGAAUGAGGCACAAUUUCCGUCAAACCCAUUCCACGGUUACCGGACCUCUUCCCGAAAAGAAGUCCGCAAUGGUUGAAGAAGGUGUUUCUGCUGCGUCGUGGGCCGACAAUCAGCCGGAUGGUGAUGCUCCGCCAGCUUAUGAUCAAUUGUCGAUUCAUUCUUUCAAGCCGGCUAUUAAACCCCAGCAGCAAUAA